This is a messenger RNA of Sphaeramia orbicularis (orbiculate cardinalfish), 1261 nucleotides long. Its product is annotated as red-sensitive opsin. Gene Ontology annotation, biological process: G protein-coupled receptor signaling pathway; phototransduction; visual perception. Gene Ontology annotation, cellular component: membrane. The record is from RefSeq and is a predicted model, not a curated record. The transcript is spliced from 6 exons. Gene Ontology annotation, molecular function: G protein-coupled receptor activity. NCBI's taxonomy places the organism in Eukaryota, Metazoa, Chordata, Actinopteri, Kurtiformes, Apogonidae. The coding region runs from base 63 to 1136 and encodes 357 amino acids.
UCCAAGGCAGUUUGGAGUGGACGGAACCUCUGGCUGCUGAAGGGCCUCCUUUAAACAUCACAAUGGCAGAGGAGUGGGGAAGACAGGUGUACGCAGCCAGACGACACCAUGAUGAUACAACAAGAGGAUCUGCAUUCACUUACACCAACAGUAACCACACCAAAGAUCCCUUUGAGGGUCCUAAUUACCACAUUGCUCCCAGAUGGGUUUACAAUGUUGCAACAGCCUGGAUGUUUGUUGUGGUCGUUCUGUCCGUCUUCACCAACGGUCUCGUCUUGGUGGCCACAGCGAAGUUCAAGAAGCUGCGUCACCCUCUGAACUGGAUCUUGGUCAAUCUUGCCAUUGCUGAUCUUGGAGAGACAGUUUUUGCCAGCACCAUCAGUGUAUGCAACCAGUUCUUUGGCUACUUCAUCCUUGGACAUCCUAUGUGCGUCUUUGAGGGAUAUACGGUCUCAGUCUGUGGUAUCACUGCUCUUUGGUCACUGAGUAUCAUCUCCUGGGAGAGGUGGGUUGUUGUGUGCAAGCCUUUUGGAAAUGUCAAGUUCGAUGCCAAAUGGGCCUUAGGUGGGAUCGUGUUCUCCUGGGUGUGGUCAGCGAUCUGGUGUGCCCCCCCUAUCUUCGGAUGGAGCAGGUACUGGCCUCAUGGGCUGAAGACAUCCUGUGGACCUGAUGUAUUCAGCGGCAGCGAAGACCCUGGAGUCCAGUCUUACAUGAUCGUUCUCAUGGUCACAUGUUGCUUCCUUCCUUUGGCCAUCAUCAUCUUGUCCUAUAUCGCAGUGUGGUGGGCCAUUCAUUCUGUUGCCAUGCAGCAGAAAGAAUCAGAGUCGACCCAGAAGGCUGAGAGGGACGUGACCAGAAUGGUGGUUGUGAUGAUCCUGGCGUUCUGUCUCUGCUGGGGACCGUACACCGUCUUUGCCUGCUUUGCUGCCGCUAACCCUGGAUAUGCCUUCCAUCCACUGGCUGCUGCUAUGCCUGCAUACUUUGCCAAGAGUGCCACCAUCUACAACCCCAUCAUCUACGUCUUCAUGAACAGACAGUUCCGCUCAUGCAUCAUGCAACUCUUUGGCAAAGAAGUAGCAGAUGAGUCUGAAGUAUCUACAUCAAAGACAGAAGUCUCCUCUGUGGCUCCUGCAUAAACCUCUGUUUGAUCACAUUUGUUUUGCAGAAAAGUUACAUCCACUUUGAUUUGUAAAUUAUUGUCAUGUAUUGUAUUCAACAAUUUCCUUUUUUUUUUCUAGUGAAUAUAGUGUCCGGCAAAUGA